Cuculus canorus (common cuckoo) is the source of this 6325-nucleotide messenger RNA. It is a transcript of the gene WIPF1, whose product is annotated as WAS/WASL interacting protein family member 1. NCBI's taxonomy places the organism in Eukaryota, Metazoa, Chordata, Aves, Cuculiformes, Cuculidae. The record is from RefSeq and is a predicted model, not a curated record. Gene Ontology annotation, molecular function: actin binding.
GUACGAAGCAAGUCUAGCAAGGUGCAGUGAGGAAGUGUGGUGUCACAUGCAGCUCUGCAGGAAAUGAGAUUGAAGCUGGUGGGGAAGUUCAGAACUGGGUGACCUCCAAGGGCUUCAAAGAGCACAGGAAUGUGCAGCCUGGGAAAUUAUGCUGCCAUCUAAUUAACUUCAUCGGAUGUAUUCUGGACUGAAUUUACCAGGUCUCCUAUUCUGUGCAAGCAUCUCUCCUGCUGGUGACAAGGAUUAUGGAAUGUCCUAGGAACGGCAGUAAUGAUGAGAGACGGACCAAGUAGAGUCCCUGAGGAAUGACUGGAGGAGAUAUGAUUGCUUAGCCUGAAGAAAAGAAGAUCAAAGAGCAUGUUUCUUAGCAAGACCAGACAGAGCUCAGCCUUUCACCAUGCCUGUGCCUCCCCCUCCUGCUCCCCCUCCACCGCCAACACUGGCCUUGGCAAAUACUGAAAAGCCAAGUCUAAGCAGGUCAGAACAAGCGGGGCGAAAUGCUCUAUUAUCUGAUAUUACCAAAGGAAAAAAGCUAAAAAAGACUGUUACUAAUGACCGCAGUGCUCCAAUUUUAGACAAACCCAAAGGACCUAGUGGAGGUGGCAGCGGUGGCUUUGGAGGAGGUGGUGGUGGCAGUGGUGGGGGUUUUGGCGGUGGCAGUGGUGGCAGCUUUGGUGGUGGUGGACCACCUGGCCUUGGAGGCCUUUUUCAAGCAGGAAUGCCAAAGCUCAGAUCGGCUGCGAAUCGGGAUGCCGGCCCCGCCAAGCCCUUCUCCCCGCCGCGCCUGCCGAGCCCGCGCGCCCCCGAGCCGCCGCGGAGCCGCGCGCCUCCGCCGCGCCCCGGCCCGCACGCCAGAGCCCCUCCGCCGUUCCCGGGCGGCCGCGGCGGGGAGCCCCGGCAGCCCAGCCCCUUCUCGGGGAGGCCCCCGCCGCCGCCCGCCCCGGGCCGCCCGGCCGAUGAGAAGCCGCCGCCGCCGCCGCCCCUGGGGCUCCGCCCGCCCGCCCGGGAGGCGGCGCUGCCCCCGCCGCCGCCGCAGAGCGCCAAGCCGCCCGUGCCCGCCGCGCCCCGGCCCGGCCCCGCCGCGCCGCCGCUGCCCCCGGGCCGCCCCGGGCCGCCCCCUAACGACGAGACGCCGCGGCUGCCGCAGAGGAACGCGUCGCUGGGCUCCUGCGCCGCCCGGCCCGGCCCCCUGCCGCCCCCGCCCGGAGAGAGGCCCCCGCCGCCCGUCAGGGACCCGCCCGGCCGCGCAGGUCCCCUCCCACCACCUCCUCCCAUAAGCAGGAAUGGAAGCACUUCAAGGGCUUUGCCUGCUACUCCCCAGCUGCCCUCCCGGGCAGGGCUGGACAACCAGAGAGGUGGACCACGGCCACCACUUCCCCCUGACCGGCCGGGCUUGGCAGCACCACCACCACCACCACCACCUUCAUCGGCUGUCAGGAAUGGCUUCCAGGAUCCAGGUGAUGAUGAAUGGGAAGGCAGAUUUUCUUUUCAUCCUAUAUCUGAUUUGCCACCUCCAGAGCCAUAUGUACCCAUGAACAGAAGUUAUCCCAGUAAACUAGCAAGAAAUGAAAGUAGAGGUGGCUCUGGCCGAAAAGAAAGAGGUGCCCCUCCACUUCCACCUAUACCAAGGUGAAAUGGGUUCUGGCCCGUCUUUGGGCGACGUCUGUUUUCAAGUUUCUCUCAAGUCAGCUCUCCUGUCCACAUCAUUGGAAAGUUGUCUGUUGCUUUAUUUCCACUUUUGGCUUGUCAGCUGGAACAAACUUAAGUUUCUAUUACAGAAGUAAUAGAAGCAGUUUAUGAACUAUGAUUGCUCAAAGCUAUAAAUUUUAUGUGCUUAUACUACAGGCUGUCUUGAAAGGCAUUUUGUGGACCAUACCAACAUACGUGCAUCAUGCUUACCAUGUCCAGCCCUGUGCCCAUGAGAGCUCCAUGGAAGGUCUGGCUUUGAAUUUAAUGAGACUGGAACAAAGCUGUUUCGUUCACUUUAGGUACAGUGGCUGGAUUAUUUGAAUGAUAAAGUACAAUCUAUUUUCUGUUUAAAUAACAGUUGCUGGGGAAAAACAUGUAGCCAAGAGUCCCCUGGAUCCUUCUGUGCUUGCCUAGCUUGGCCCAUCUGCUUCUGCAAGCCAUAGACCUACUACAUGGCGACCAAGAGUUCAUCCUAAACCUUUUCACUUCUGCUUAGCCAAGCGAAUGUUAUUUUAAACAACAGAUAGCACAUCCUGCUUGGAGGAUGGAGUGUGUCUGGCCUUGUUUUUACCUGCAGAGAAUCUUCCAAGGAAAAGUAUAAGUGAAGAAUUCAGCAGCAUAAAAAUAUCUUUUUUUUGUAAUCCUCCUUUCUUUUUUUUUUUAAUAGCGUUAUGCUUUCAGCCACCUAAGUCUUUUCUACUCUGAUGCGGACCACCCCCAGUUAUCCAUAUGCUGGGUUAUUGUAAUGCCCUCUACCUGAGAUAUGUGAAGAGUCCUCAGGAAGUAGUCUUGGUGCAAAUGCAGUAAUUAUUGUAGUCGUAGUCUCAUUCUGUAAAGCAUCGCUAACACCAAUGCUCCACGGACUGCUUUCCAGUUGUUUCUUUGGUACAAUUAAAUGAUGCCUUUUGCCUUAAAAAGCUCCCUGGGGCUUAGGUCACAGGAGAGAUUUGUAUUGCAGUAGAGCAGCUGAUGUAAAAAAUGUGUGUGACAGCCCUUUGAUAUAAUGAAGGAGGCCUGGGGUUUGUGCAUUCAAGUGGGAGCAUCAGCUCCAAAAUUUGCUGUCUGCACUGGUUCAAGGGAAAUGGGAAGAUUUGGCCUUCUGAGUUUACCAUGAGCCUGUCCUUUCAACCUUUGCAGAAGGAGUCUCCACAGAGAGCUGCAAAGUCUUGUAUAUGAGAAAAGACUUCAUGGCACGAGUGCAUUUUACAAAUGGAUCUAAAGGCACGUAAAAAGUCUUUGGAAAUUAGAGGAAGGUUAUAUAUAAUUCUGGAUUUGAAAUAUUGCUGAAUGUUAGCUCUUUGUUAAUUGGAAUUCUGAAGGUUAGCCUUGAAAAAUUUCUCCUACAUCUCCUCAACAGUUUCUGUUUUUUCAGCAUUCUCCUUGUGAUCCUUACCAAGCCUGGAUCAGCAGCCGUGCUUCACAGGGCGCUGCUCAACAUAAAAAAAAAAAGGUAUAAGGACAUGUAGGUUAAGGAAAUGUUUCUCUAGGAUGGGAGACGUGAUCCUAAGUAUGAUCUGUAGCUAGAAUGAGGUCAGUCCUUGAAACUCAAGGUAAUUUAGCCAAAGAGAGUCUGGACCCCACUGAAGUGUUUGUGUGUAGGGCUUCGUGUUCCAUCAGUUGGUGUAGAGGGGCAGAUCCUCUUUCCACCUAACAGCCUGGGCAGUCACAGUGAAGGGGAUGAGACAGAGUUGGAUUGGGCCAGAUCAAAGUAAUUUGGCCUUUUCAGUGUUUGUUUACGAAAUCUUGUUAGCUGUGACAGCAUUCGAUUAUGUGUCUUUUUUACAUUUUUAUAUCUAAUGAUCUAUUUUAAGUUACUGUUUAUGGUCUUGAACCUGCAAUUAAAUGCGCAGGCGCAGUGAUGUAUCUACAUCUAAUUGCAGGAUCGUGGCUGUAAGAGUUUCUUAAACGGAUAUUAGUGAGACCUCUAUGUGACAGGUGCACCUUGGGAUCAAAAUACUGAAUUUGUGUAUGUAUUUUAUGGAUGUCACUUAAACAUAUGCACUGUACAAAGUGCCUGUGUCUUUGGGAUAUUAUUAUGUGAAUAGAAGUCCAAAUAAGAUUUUUAGGAUAAUAACUUAAAGGAUAAAUUAUUGUAUUCAUGUUAUUAAACUGAAGCACUUAUAACUUUCUAAGAAACAACAUUUUGAAUUUACGAAUACAAUAUUUUCUGUACCUUGACCUGCCAAAUCCUUAUUAAUAUACAAACAGCUAUGCAGCAAAAAAAAACCAAACCAAACCUUCAGAAACUGUACCAUUUUUGUAACUUACCUGCUUCCAGCACAAAGGUGAGUAUAUCAGUGAAAAUGCUGCACAUUGUUCUGAUACUCUCUGUAUCAUUCAGAAUAUCAUACUUGAUCUUUUCAGCAAGGUAUUCUGACCAGAAAUUCUGGACCACUACCAAAGACUUGGCAAACCAGCUUCAAUCUCACUUUAAAAUGUGCUAUGUAAAAGAGCUUCAGUCAACAAGCCAAGAAAGCUGAGCUGCUUGGGUUUUAGCAUUUCUUUGUACUAUAGAAAUCUCUUCAGAGUGGAUGUUUGGUAUAUAUGUAAAAUAGCUUAACAAUGCAGAAAGAUGUAUUUUUUCACCUAGCAACAACUUUACUAUUUAUAUCUUUUGCUAUAAACAUCCCUAGAUGUAUUCCAGAACAAUGCAGCAUUUUAUCAUUCAAUAUAUUGCUUCAUAUAUUGGUAGCUAAUUACAGUAUGAUCAGUAUUAAAGUAUUUAUUUCACUAUGAAGUGUUAAAAAAGAAGAAUGCAAAAAAUGUUGGAUAAGUGGUGCCUUAUGACUUUUUUAGUCAACUUUUCUGUGUCUCACUAGAAAAAUUAAUAGGCAUUUCUCUUCCAAGUCCUAAUGUAAACAGUGCUGACAGUAGCAUACUAUGGUGUUUUAGCUAAGUCCUGCUGUUGUAAUGUGCUCAGCUUCAGAUUGAGCUUAGCAUAUGGAGAGAGAUCGUUGGAUCAGUCUUCACGGGAGAUGUAUGUGGGCACUGAUUAACCUUACAAUCAAUUUUUUGUAAGCUUUUCCUAAAACCAGUGUCUCAAGCUGUUGUCCAUAGAGCCCAGCAGACUUCAGUGUGGUUGCACAGGUUAUUAGAAAACUAAUUUUGAUUCACUGCUUGCAUAUAAGAUUUAGUGGGUUUGUUUCAAUGGCAUUGUAUUAUAAACCUUCACACCUCAAAAUUUCUUUUUUAUGUCAUCACCGAGACUCGCGUUGUGUGACAAUGUCCAUAGAUGUUUGGUUUUGUUUGAUUCAAGUCAGUAAAUAAAACGGGAAUAACAUUUGUACCAUGUGAUGAUAAUUUCUGCUCAGUAUUUUUUGAAGAAAUGCACGUAUUAUGUCUAUUAUCACUUUCUGUAACAGCCAUUGGGAGAAGAGGUGACAGUGAUUAACAUUCGGAAUCGUUAAAAGAAACAGAUGGUGUUUCAAGAAGUAUGCAUUUCCAUAAAUGAACUGCUUAAAUAAGGUCAUAAAGUUCUUGUUUAGAAGCUAACAUUUCCCAACACUAAAAGAAUCAUAAGAACAGGGGGUUUUUUCUGCAAGGCAACUAUUAAAGAGGUUCCUUAAAUUGUCACUUAAAAAGCUGGAGGGUAGUUUCUCCUUGCAGCAGCAACUGUUUACAUGUCCCUUAUAGAAGUAGGUCCUGUUGGAGCAUAGGGUGAGGGAACUAAACUGUUGUCAUGCUUCACAUAUGUUAUAAAAAACAUUUUUCAUGCAAAAGUAUGCAAACAGUAAAGGUACUUUUUGUUUUGGAAGCAAAGAAUGGAGCUGAAUGAUCAAACUGGGAUUAUUUCAAACAGAAUGUCAAAUGUCAAGAGACCUAGAGAGGGCCUCUCAGCCACAGGACCCUGGAAAGGAGAAGAUUGCUCAAGGAGAUACAAACCACUUGACUGAAUGUUGCUGUCGAUACUAGAGUAGAAAUCAUGAUAUCAAAUGUGCGUGCACAUAAUACUACAUGGCAAUAGUGUGAACACCAUUGUCUCACAGUCAGAUGCAAGCAACCUGUUAUGGCGGUACAUUGACUCUGUAUAAUAUAUUGUAUGAACUGCAGUCUUUCAAACUGUAUUGACCAGAAGAUAAGGGGACUCUCUUAUCCAAGAUAUCUGGUAACACAUCAAGUGUAGCUAGUUCAUGGACAUUAGGAGAGAACGGGGGUCUUGCAGCCUGUAAGGUGGAAGCACGUGGACCAUUCAGUUCAAAGGUAAACCUGGAGCACUGGCAGAAACGGAAGUGUUGGAGUUACUGAGCAGAAGCAGGGUACACGUGUGCGAUCUCAGUGAGUAGGCAGCAGGUAUGUAGGCAGACAAAAAAAAUGGAUACUGCAUGUCUUAAAAAAGGGAGUAACCCUUCUGUAUGUUGCUAUACAAAAUACAGUUUGUCUGUAAUACAUGUUCUUUAGUGUAAACUAAUGCAUACCUCUAAAUUUGGACUUCCAAAGUCAGACAAGUUUAUGAAAGGAGGAAAAACAUAAAGCACACACUGAGCAGAAAGCAACGUGUUUUUAUCAGAUGCCUAAAGUCUGAGCUUUUUAUAAAAUAUUAAUCUAGUUUUGUGAAUAUUUUUCUGCUUAACAUUUAUUUUGUAUGUGAUUUUCUUAUUUUUCUGUCCUAUGCCAAAUAAAUUUUACUUCUAUUUAA